AUGAAGACCAUCGCUAUCCUCGCUUCGCUCGCCGCCGUCGCUGCCACGACCCUCCCCGAGUGCACUACGGCCAACCUCGCUGGUCUCGGCGCUCUCCUGGCCAAUGCGACGGGCCCACUUCCGCCGUGCGCCAAGGCUAUUCACAUCGACGCCGCCAAGCUCGCCGACCCGAUGUGGCACCCGGCUGAUGAGACGGUGCUCGAGGCUUUCCACAAGGCGCCCGAGUGCAAGACCUACAUCACGGCGCUUGCCGCUGAGCUCAAGAAGGUUAACCCCCCGUGCAACCUUGCCAAGGGUAUGGAGGUGUCAACGGCGGCCGUUGGCGCCAUGUCCUUCGAAGACUUUAUCACGGCGUCGAAGGCUCUCCUUACUGCCAGCACUACCAAGCCUGCCUCCGACGCGACGACCAAGCCCGCGUCCGACGCGACGACGGCUCCUGCCAAGCCUGCGACCUCGGCCCCCACCACGGCGGCUCCUACCACCAAGCCCAGCUCGGCGAUGGCAACGUCGGGUGUGGCUGCACUUGCGCUCACGAUGACUGUGGCCGCUUUGAUGUAA
Molecule: messenger RNA, 558 nt
Organism: Saprolegnia diclina VS20
Lineage: Eukaryota; Oomycota; Saprolegniomycetes; Saprolegniales; Saprolegniaceae
Exons: 1
Coding region: 1-558 (185 amino acids)
Source: RefSeq, a predicted model, not a curated record